Messenger RNA from Asparagus officinalis (garden asparagus), 3726 nucleotides. RefSeq lists its product as uncharacterized. The transcript is spliced from 5 exons. The coding region runs from base 1 to 3726 and encodes 1241 amino acids. Gene Ontology annotation, molecular function: nucleic acid binding. The record is from RefSeq and is a predicted model, not a curated record. Lineage: Eukaryota; Viridiplantae; Streptophyta; Magnoliopsida; Asparagales; Asparagaceae.
AUGGGAGAUCAAAAUCAGCUUCUUAAGGAUUUCGCAGCCCCAAAUUCUCAAGGCACACAGUCAAGCAUUACAAGGCCCAAUGUUGAAGCUAAUAACUUUGAGCUGAAACCAUCACUGCUCUCAAUGGUUCAAUUAUUUCCGUUCUCUCUAAGGGACAAGGCUAGGGCUUGGUUGCACUCAUUGCCAGCUGGGUCCAUCACCACUUGGGAUCAAUUGUCCAGAGCGUUUCUUGCAAAGUAUUUUCCUCCAAGUAAAACAGCACAGAUGAGGAACCAGAUCACAAGCUUUGUACAGAAGGAAGGAGAGUCACUCUAUGAAGCUUGGGAACGCUACAAGGAAUUAUUGAGGAUGUGCCCUCACCAUGGACUGGAGAAGUGGUUAAUUGUUCACACCUUCUACAACGGGCUCACUUACAACACUCGGAUGACUGUUGAUGCUGCUGCAGGAGGAGCUUUGAUGAACAAAACAAUAGACGAGGCAUACACUCUCAUUGAAGACAUGGCUCAGAAUCACUAUCAAUGGGCGAACGAGCGUGCUCCUCAGACAUCAAAAGGAGGCAAGUAUGAAAUAGAUGCUUUAGACCAUAUAUCCUCUAAAGUUGAUGCUUUAUUUAAGAAAGUUGAAGGUUUGAGUAUUAAUUCUGUGGCGUCUACUUCAAUUUCAUGUGAGAUAUGUGGCUAUGUGGGUCAUUCUGCACUUCAAUGUCAAUUAGGAAACCCCCCAUCCAUUGAUACUUCUGGUAAUGAGCAAGUUAACUAUGUUAAUAACUUUAAUCAGAAGGGAGACCCAUUCUCCAAUACUUAUAAUCCGGGGUGGAGGAAUCAUCCUAAUUUUUCUUAUAGAAACCCACCUGGAAAUCCCAUGCCUGCAUCUAAUUUUGGUCCACCUGGUUUUCGUGCUCCUCAAUCCAAUUUCCCUUCUCAAAAGUCAAAUUUGGAAAAUAUGAUGGAGAAGUUUGUGACGACUCAAUCAAAAUUGAAUGAAGAGUUUAAGCAGCAACAACAAACCACGAAUGAGGUGGUGAAACAAUUGGCCUCUAAGAUGGAUUCCCUAGCUACGCAUAACAAGAUGUUAGAGACACAAAUCACCCAAUUGGCACAAAAUGUUAGCUCUUCCUCUAGGCCUUCAGGCAUGCUACCUGGACAACCCGAGACAAAUCCCAGGAGUCAUGUGAAUGCUAUAACUCUUAGAAGUGGAAAACAAUAUGAGGGACCCAAGAUGAAGGAAAAUGAUGGGGUGGAUGGUCAUCAUGAAGAAAAAAAUGAAAAUGUGAUAGAUGUGGAUAAUGAGACUCAAACACAAGAAGAAGAAAAAGUUGAAAAAUAUGUGGCCCCCGCUCCUUACAAGCCUCCUCUACCAUUUCCCCAAAGGUUAGCUAAGGCUAAGUUAGAAAAGCAGUUCGGAAAAUUCUUGGAGAUUUUAAAAAAAUUGCACAUCAAUAUCCCGUUCACUGAAGCUAUCUCUCAAAUGCCUUCAUAUGCUAAGUUCUUGAAAGAGAUCCUAUCCAAUAAAAGGAAGUUGGAAGAAUACGAGACUGUGGCCCUUACUGAGGAGUAUGAUCAUAAACCCUCUAUAGAACACCAACGUAGAUUAAAUCCUAACAUGAAAGAAGUGGUUAAAAAGGAAGUGCUUAAGCUACUAGAUUCUGGGGUAAUCUAUCCUAUUUCUGAUAGUGAAUGGGUUAGCCCGGUUCAUGUGGUUCCUAAAAAGGGAGGUGUGACCGUAGUUAAGAAUGCAAAUAACGAACUUAUCCCUACUAGGACGGUUACGGGUUGGAGGAUGUGUAUUGAUUAUAGGAAAUUGAACAAGGCAACCCGAAAAGAUCAUUUUCCACUUCCCUUUAUAGACCAGAUGUUGGAAAGGUUGGCUAGGCAUUCAUAUUUUUGUUAUUUAGAUGGCUAUUCGGGAUUUUUCCAAAUUCCUAUCCAUCCUAGUGACCAGGAAAAGACCACUUUUACCUGUCCCUAUGGGACCUUUGCUUAUAGGCGCAUGCCUUUUGGUCUUUGCAAUGCCCCCGCCACUUUUCAACGAUGUAUGAUGGCCAUUUUCUCUGAUUUUAUAGAGGAUAUUAUGGACGUGUUUAUGGAUGACUUCUCCGUGUAUGGAACUACUUUUGAUGGUUGUUUAUCUAACUUGUCUCGAGUUUUGCAGCGUUGCGAAGAAGUUAAUUUAGUCCUAAACUGGGAGAAAUGCCACUUUAUGGUAAGGGAUGGAAUAGUUUUAGGGCACAAGGUGUCUGAGCGUGGAAUUGAGGUUGAUCGAUCAAAAGUGGAAGUCAUUGAAAAAUUGCCUCCACCAACGUCGGUUAGGGGAGUAAGAAGUUUCUUGGGACAUGCCGGUUUCUAUCGGCGUUUCAUCAAAGAUUUCUCAAAAAUUUCAAAACCCUUAACUAACCUUCUUCUUAAAGAUGCUACCUUUGAUUUCACUGAUGAAUGUCUUGAUGCUUUUUGCAGGUUGAAAGAAGCAUUGAUAACAGCUCCUAUUAUGCAACCGCCGGACUGGAAUCUCCCAUUUGAAGUCAUGACUGAUGCAAGUGAUUAUGCGGUUGGUGCUGUGUUGGGCCAAAGGAAGAACAAGAUAGUUCAUGCAAUUUAUUAUGCUAGUCGCACUCUUGAUGAAGCCCAAGUUAACUACGCUACCACUGAAAAGGAGCUAUUAGCAGUUGUAUUCGCCUUUGACAAGUUCAGGUCUUACUUAGUGGGGUCCAAAGUCAUCGUUUAUACCGACCACUCCGCCAUCAAAUAUCUUUUGAGCAAGCAAGAUGCCAAGCCUAGGUUGAUCCGAUGGAUACUACUUUUGCAAGAAUUUGACCUAGAGAUCAAGGACAAGAAAGGGACGGAAAAUUUGGUGGCAGACCAUUUGUCGAGGAUGAAGCAAGAAUCACAUGAUAAGGAGGAGGAUGAACUACCGAUCGAUGACUCUUUCCCAGAUGAUCAGUUGUUAGCCAUUGAAAGAUUGGAUGCACCAUGGUAUGCGGACUUCGUCAAUUACAUAGUGUGUGGAGUCUUGCCUCCGGAUCUGAGCUAUCAACAGAAGAAGAAGUUCUUUGCUGACUUGAAGUAUUAUUUUUGGGAUGAACCGUUUCUAUACAAACGGUGUGUUGAUGGGAUGUUCAGAAGGUGUAUUCCUGAAGAUGAAACUAGUGGUCAAGUGGAAGUUUCGAAUCGUGAAAUUAAGAGUAUUUUGGAGAAAACAGUUAAUCGUUCAAGAAAGGAUUGGUCUAUGAAACUCACAGAUGCCUUAUGGGCCUAUCGAACUGCAUACAAAACGCCCAUAGGUAUGACACCAUUCAAAUUGGUAUAUGGCAAAUCGUGUCACCUCCAAGUUGAGUUAGAGCACAAGGCAUAUUGGGCUAUCAAACUCCUAAAUUUUGAUAUGAAGACCGCAGGUGAGAAAAGAAAGCUUCAACUUCAUGAGCUAGAUGAGCUACGAUUAGAUUCCUAUGAGAAUGCUCGCAUUUAUAAAGAAAAGACUAAACGAUGGCACGAUAAGAAUAUCCUUCGAAGAGAGUUUAAUCAAGGAGAUAUGGUGCUACUUUUCAACUAUCGUUUGAAGCUUUUUCCGGGAAAGCUCAAAUCUCAGUGGUCCAGACCUUUUCAAGUCCGUGAGGUUUUUCCUAGUGGAGUUGUUGAAGUGCCUCAACAAUCACGAAUGAUUGAUGAGGGGGUGAUCCCUACUCUAUUUGGCUUCCACUCCUCCUAUUUUCUUUAUUGUCUAUUUGCUUGA